Molecule: messenger RNA, 1143 nt
Organism: Agelaius phoeniceus (red-winged blackbird)
Lineage: Eukaryota; Metazoa; Chordata; Aves; Passeriformes; Icteridae
Gene: ASF1A
Product: anti-silencing function 1A histone chaperone
Biological process (GO): DNA replication-dependent chromatin assembly
Cellular component (GO): nucleus; chromatin
Molecular function (GO): histone binding
Source: RefSeq, a predicted model, not a curated record
GCGGCGAGCAGGGGCAGAAUGGGCUGUAGUUGAGCGAAAUAGGGAAAGCGGCGAACAGUGUGGAGCGUUCCCGGUGUAAAUAAAAGGGGGGGCGAAAAAAAAAAAAAAAGUUUGUGGAAGUCGCCGCCCUGCAGCCUCGCUCGGGCAGCGGAGCGGGGGCUUGUGCGGCGCGGGAGCCCGGCACGGAGGACUUUAGUGCGCGGCGUUAACACGCUCUGCCUAUUGUUUGUGUUUUUUUCCAAAAUAUGGCAAAGGUUCAGGUGAACAAUGUAGUGGUGUUGGAUAAUCCUUCUCCUUUCUACAAUCCUUUCCAGUUCGAAAUCACAUUCGAGUGCAUAGAGGACCUGUCUGAAGAUUUGGAAUGGAAAAUAAUUUAUGUGGGUUCAGCUGAAAGUGAAGAGUAUGAUCAGGUGUUAGACUCUGUUUUAGUUGGACCUGUUCCUGCAGGCAGACACAUGUUUGUAUUUCAGGCUGAUGCACCUAACCCAGGGCUUAUUCCAGAUGCAGAUGCAGUAGGUGUAACAGUUGUGCUAAUUACAUGCACUUACCGAGGUCAAGAAUUUAUUAGAGUCGGCUACUAUGUAAACAAUGAAUACACUGAAACAGAACUGAGAGAGAAUCCACCAGUAAAGCCAGAUUUUUCUAAGCUUCAAAGGAAUAUUUUGGCAUCUAAUCCCAGAGUCACAAGAUUCCACAUUAAUUGGGAGGACAACACUGAAAAACUGGAAGAUGCAGAGAGCAGUAACCCAAAUCUACAGUCCUUGCUUUCCACAGAUGCAUUACCUUCAGCAUCAAAGGGGUGGUCAACAUCAGAAAAUUCACUAAAUGUUAUGUUAGAAUCUCAUAUGGACUGCAUGUGACUAACCACCAUCCUUUUGGUACUGUAUAUGUGUUAAACUGUAAAAACAACCAGAACUAUUCCCUCAAAUUCCAUAAGUACAUAGUUGAAGCAAUGUGAAGAACUUGUUUUAAAACAUCCUGUAGAAAGUUUAUAAAAAAAAACCCAGAAAAAACCCAACAAACAAACAGUAUUUGAGCAGAUUGUGAAAUAUAAAUACAACUAUUUUUAAGUAAUUGCCUUUUUUUUCUAAUGUGUUAUUCUAUGUGGUCUAAACCAAACCUGAUUAAAGUAUAUGUAUUCUC